This is a messenger RNA of Dipodomys spectabilis (banner-tailed kangaroo rat), 1458 nucleotides long. Its product is annotated as NACHT, LRR and PYD domains-containing protein 5-like. The transcript is spliced from 10 exons. Lineage: Eukaryota; Metazoa; Chordata; Mammalia; Rodentia; Heteromyidae. The record is from RefSeq and is a predicted model, not a curated record. Bases 25 to 1260 code for a protein of 411 amino acids.
AAGUGGGAUCCACCGCUAUAAACCAUGCCAAAAGCCAAGGAAGGGAAACGGAAAACUAAAGGGGCUCUGCUGCCCAUCCCCAUACUUCAAAAGUUCCUGAAAACCUAUGAGAAGUAUUGCGCACAGUCCCAAACCUCUGUGUGCCCAGCCAUCAAGAAGGAUCUGAAAAAAAGCAUCGACAGUGAGCGGAUCCUCAAGAAGUUUACACUGGUGAAACCUACCUCCCCCCGGAUCGUCCCGCCCAUCUCCCUGGAGCCUUUGCUCAUGACCAUUCGCGAUGAGUGUUACAAGCUGGGGAAGGAAAUGUGCAUCUGGGGCUUCCAGCUGAGCAACCCGGAGGUCGCCAGGCUCGCUCUGUUUCUGGAAUCGAAGGGGCACACCACCUGCCCCUUCACUACCUUGGAGAUUGUGGACUGCAAGAUGGACCUGUGGUCUCUGGAACGCCUUGGGAAGGCUCUGCAGCUGAGCAGUUUGCGUUCUCUGGUCCUGGAUUACUGCAAAUUUGGAAAUGAAGAAAUUGAGAGUGUCUUGUCAGGUCUGGAGAACAACCAGAGCCUCUACGGCCUCAGCCUGCGGUUCUGCGGGCUGGGCCCUUGGAGCGGGUCAAAGCUGGGCUCCAUCAUCAGCCAGAGUGCCAUUUGCGAGCUUUACCUCGAUGGCAACAGCUUGCUGUGCUCCGGAGCGCUGGCCCUCCUCAGACCCAUAGCAGAGUACGCGGAGAUGAAGGAGAAGGACGGGAUGGCCUCCCCAGCCUCCCCAGACACUGCGACGCCCUCUCAGCUGCUCCAAAUGAGCCAGAGAGGAAGUUCAGUGUUGAGCCAGACUGCAAAAUCCUCUGAGGCUGGGACAGCAAAAACUACUUUGGGGAAGAAAAAGAACAAAAAAGGAAUCAAGAAAAAAGCCAAAGCUCUGGCAGAAGCUGGCCCUUGGCUGGUGAAGUUGCACUUGGCAGACAAUGGCAUAGAUGGAAAGGAAGGCGAACACUUGGUGGAGUUCACUCGGAUUUUAACAUGCCUCAUCAGAUUUUCAGCCCAUUUAAGGGAAGUUGACCUUGGAAGCAAUGCCCUGGGGGAAAUGGCUGCCGCCGACAUCCUGCAAGCACUGAGGGCCAGAAAGACAGGAAAACUUCCUAUACUAAAAAUUACAGUCACUCCCCAGAUCUCUUCUGAUACCUUCACAUCUAUUUGGAAAAACAGCAAGAAAUCGAAGACUAAGACUAUUCAUAAGAAGAAGAAGAAAAUGGCUAAAACACGAAUAUAGAAGCCACAUUUCUGUUUGGAUGCCAUCCCUUCCGAUGGCCAACCAGGCAUGCCCACAAAGACGUUUCUUCUGCAGUAGUAUUUUCCAUUGUCAUCUAUAACUUUUCCAAGUUUUAAAAAUCAAUAACUUUUAUGAAAGUUGGAAGUAGUGUUCAUACUCUCUAUUGCACUUGUCAUUCUCUAAAAUGUGGGUUUUACA